Molecule: messenger RNA, 1398 nt
Organism: Vicia faba (fava bean)
Lineage: Eukaryota; Viridiplantae; Streptophyta; Magnoliopsida; Fabales; Fabaceae
Source: the annotation of a GenBank genome assembly
AUGCAUUCCAACAAGAUCAUGGUGGUUUGGUUCGCAAUAGUAUGGGCUUUGUGGAAGUCGAGGAAUGACAUCAUCUUCAACAACAAUGUUUUCAAUGUUGGAGAUGUAGUGGAAAAUGUGAAAAUUCUCUUAGUUUUGGUAUGUUAUUGGUUUAAAAUCAAAUGGUGCGGCGGAGGCGGAAGAGGAAACGGUUCAUCCUCUACAUUCUGCAGCUGGCAUGGUGUCACUUGCGGCGGAGGCGGAAGAGGAAACGGAAGAGUGGUUUCACUUAAUGUGACCGGUCUACGCGGCGGUGAACUGGCGUCUUCCAUCGGAGAGUUAUCCGAGCUUCGAGUUUUGUCGAUUCCUGAAAACAUCUUCUUUGGCGAAAUUCCGGUGAGUUUGAUGAAUCUCCGGGGACUUGAGGUUCUUGAGCUUCAAGGUUUUGUUAUACCCCCAAGCGACGGUAUUGGUGUUGUUGUUGAUGCUUCUGUGUUUCACGAGUCAUUUCUUGCUGGUGGCAUUGCAAAACUGCUUCUUGGCAACGUUCUCAAGGAAGGAACUCCAAUUUCUGUGAACCCUCUUGUGAUUUGGGCUUGGGCAGGACUCCUUAUCAAUGCCAUCAACAGUAUUCCUGCUGGAGAGCUUGAUGGAGGGAGAAUUUCUUUUGCCUUAUGGGGAAGAAAGCUUACUAUGCAAGGGAAACAACAUAUUGAAUCUUCUAGCAAAGUAAACAAUAUCAAGCAUCGUGACGAAACACCGCCUGAUGUUCGAGUACGGAAACUAAAGGAUCAGCUCAUCCAAGCUAAAGUUUAUCUUUCCCUUCAGGCAGUUAGGAACAUUCCCUAUCUCACUCGGGAACUUCGGCUACGGGUAAAGGAAGUUUCACGAACAAUUGGAGAGGCAAGCAAAGAUUCUGACUUGCCAAGGAAUGCAAAUGAGAGAAUGAAGGCAAUAGAGCAAUCAUUGAUGAAAGCAAGGCAAAUUCAAGAUGAUUGUGCCACAUCCGUGAAGAAGCUUAGGGCUAUGCUCUACUCAUCAGAGGACCAUCUUCGCGUGCACAAGAAACAGACCUUAUUCUUAACACAGUUGACAGCUAAAACAUUGCCUAAAGGUCUCCAUUGUCUUUCGUUGCGCCUUACAACUGAAUACUAUAACUUGAACUCUUCUCAGCAACAAUUCCCCAAUCAAGAGAAGUUAGAAGACCCUGGACUAUACCAUUAUGCAAUAUUCUCAGAUAACAUAUUGGCCACAGCUGUUGUUGUGAAUUCUACUGCUGCCCAUGCUAAGGAUUCCUCCAAACAUGUUUUCCACAUUGUAACUGAUAGGCUCAAUUAUGCGGCAAUGAGGAUGUGGCUUUUGGCCAAUCCACCUGGAAAGGUGGCAGUUCGAGUUACAGUCCAGUUCUUAAGCAGCUAG